AAAAAAUAAACUUCGGCUCUAAUCUGCAGGGAAACGAGGCGGAGGGCUGAGAGAGCUUGAGAGCGACCGGUCUUUUUCUUCGGCUCCUCCUCCUGCUCCCCUUCUGACUCCGAAGGAGACGCGGUGGGUGAGAAAGCCAUGGCGGCGACGGUGGCAGCGCGUUCCGCUUCCCUCUUUGCCUCUCAUUCAUACAGAACGACAAAAGCGGUGAUUAUCAGGCCCUUCACAGCGUCCUCUUCCGCACCUUUUGCUUAUAAUAUUCUCUUGCGUCCUACCUAUCUCUCCUUAUCGGGCAGGAUGCUUUCUAGGAAAUCAUUCCAGAGAAGGGCAGCAACCUUGCAAGAGAAAGAAGAACAAGUGGGAGUGGAAGACUAUUUUCAUGUUAAGACGAUACCUAACAUUGUUGAAGAGCCAACAGAUGAUGAUAACUCAUCUUCAAAGGAACCUGGUAUGGUGGAGAAAUGGGUUAUCAAGUUUGAGCAGUCACUGAACGUCCUCCUCACAGUAUGCUUUCCUAAUAUAUCCUUAUUUGCUGAUUUUGUGGAUAAACUUGUCUAUGAUAUUAGCUUUAUCACCCCAUUUGCAUUUCUUAGCAUCAAAAAUCUAUGCAGGCCAAGUUUGUAUGCAUCACAUGUAUUGUUUGUUAACAAUUGUAGGCCGUUAACUGUGGGGUUUAAUUCUGCUCCAAUCUUUAUUUACUUAUUCAACUCCUAGCUUUUAGGUUUAUCA
Messenger RNA from Dendrobium catenatum, 729 nucleotides. RefSeq lists its product as uncharacterized. Bases 139 to 714 code for a protein of 191 amino acids. Lineage: Eukaryota; Viridiplantae; Streptophyta; Magnoliopsida; Asparagales; Orchidaceae. The record is from RefSeq and is a predicted model, not a curated record. The transcript has 2 exons.